Messenger RNA from Acanthaster planci (crown-of-thorns starfish), 937 nucleotides. Its product is annotated as arrestin domain-containing protein 3-like. The record is from RefSeq and is a predicted model, not a curated record. Gene Ontology annotation, cellular component: cytoplasm. Gene Ontology annotation, biological process: protein transport. Lineage: Eukaryota; Metazoa; Echinodermata; Asteroidea; Valvatida; Acanthasteridae.
UCAUCAAGGGGGAGGUUGUGUUGAUGGUGGACAACGACAAAGUUACGGCUUGAAAGACGUCAAAGGUAUUUGGAUCCGGUUUCAAGGCAAGGCUAAGACGAAAUUCACAACAAGAAGUAACAAUGAGACUCAUACUCACACUUUGAAGGAGAUUUAUUUCGACGAUAAUGAAGUGGUAUUUGGAAGGGGGAGAUACCAGCGUGAAGAGAACGGUUUACACAUUCCUUCAGGCAGGAGCAGCUUUCCUUUCCAGUUUCGACUUCCGAUGACGCCUUUGCCGUCUCCCUUCGAGGGAAAGUACGGCUACAUCCGCUACCGCGCUAAGGCAACCGUGUCAUUAAUCCGGACAUUCUCCAACAAGGACUACAAAUGCGAGAAGCUUUUCAGCAUGACUGGACCGACGCUGGACCUCAACCAACACCCGACAACCCAGUCGGAGGUACAACAUCGCAAAGAGAUGAUUGGAUGUUGUGGUUGUGGAUGCUCCCCCGAGUCGAUCAUCACAGCUGGUCUGCCAAAGAAGGGUUUCGUUCCCGGCGAAGGCAUCUACGUCAUUGGUCACGUGGACAACCAGGAUGGCGACGAGACAAGGAUGUUUAAAGCAGGUUUGUUUCAGAUCGUUGGAAGCUCUGGGUUCUUUGCCAAAUUUAAUGUUGUUAUCGGCACCGUACCUCACCGGACGGUCACACGGCCGCCUGCCGCUGUAGCUUCUGCCCUGCCCACUGAUGACACCGGAAUAGAAUUGUCUGGACCCACCAACGGUCCUCCAGCCCCUCCCUACGAACCACCCCCACCGAGUUACGAGGAAGCGGUCGGGGUGAUUGACCGACUCACUCGACAAGGGAACUCUGACGAUUGCUUCAGUCAAGACCAGUUUGUUCCUCGCUAUCCUUACUUCAAUCUGACGGUCGAUGUCCCGCCUGCUCAUCGGUAUUAG